GUGACCUACAAGGUGUUUAUAUAUACUGGUGUUGAGGUAAUAAAGAAAUGUUUCCUGACGCUGGUUAACUCAAAAAAUGUGAGCAGUAACAAAAUCCCAGUGAAAAAAAGUAAAGAGAACGUCAUUGACAUCUCUGAAACGAAGGACCUUGGAGACAUUGUCCAGGUGAAACUUGAAAUUGGAGGUUCUCCAUGGUUUUGUGAGCAGAUUAGAGUAAAAGCACCCUCUGGAAAAUUCUUUGAGUUUCCCUGUUACUCCUGGAUGGACAAAAGUGACGUGAUUAUCAGAGAGGGCAGUGCACGACUGCCUCAGAAUGAAACUGGAUUCCUUAAAGCGCAAAGACAAAAAGAACUGGAAUCUAGACAGAAAACAUUCAGAUGGAACAAUUGGAAACCGGGCUUCCCUCCAAUCAUAGAUGGCAAGCUGGAUGAUCUUCAUCUAGAUUUUCAGUUUGAUAAAGAAAAAAAAGCACACUUUACUUGGAAUUCCGUUAAACUGGUUUUAGACCAAGGCUUGGACACGGUUAAAGGGUACUUUCAGUCCUGGGAAGAUCUAGAGAAUUUUGAACAUAUAUUGACACGUUAUUGUCUUGAUAACACUCUGUUAGAGAACGUGAUCCAAAACUGGAAUACGGAUUACAUGUUUGGCUAUCAGUUUUUGAAUGGCUGCAAUCCUGUUAUGAUCAGCAAGUGUGUGGAACUUCCAGACAACUUUCCAGUCACUCAUGAAAUGGUGGAGGGCUCUCUUCAGAGAGGUCUCACACUAGAUGAGGAAUUAAAGGCAGGAAACAUCUACAUAGCGAAUUAUGAAAUCUUGGAGGGAUUGCACGCCAAUAAGUCAAGCCAAAAUACUCCAUACUAUGUGACUGCACCCAUCUGUCUACUGUACAACAACAGACUGAAUCAAAUUGUGCCAAUUGCCAUUCAGCUCAGUCAAACAGGAGGGGACGUUAGCCCAAUCUUUCUCCCAAAUGAUGAUGAAUACGACUGGAUGCUUGCCAAGAUGUGGGUAAAAUCUGCCGACUUUAAUGUACACCAGCUGCUCACACACCUUCUCAAGACUCACCUGCUCUCAGAGGUGUUUGAAGUAGCCAUGUACAGACAGCUCUCUGCGGUCCACCCUGUAUACAAGUUACUGGUGCCUCAUGUCCGUUUCACAAUUGCAAUUAAUGCAGAGGCCCGAAAAGGACUCAUCAGUGAAGACGGGAUCUUCAGUAAGAUAAGUAGCUUAAGUGGAGAUGGGAUUAAGGAACUGAUGAAAAGGGGCUUGGAGACUUUAACCUACAAGUCCCUGUGUUUCCCUGAGGCGAUAAAAGCUAGAGGAAUGGAAAAAGCACCCAAUUACUAUUACAGAGAGGAUGGCAUGAGGAUCUGGGAGACAUUAAACCGGUUCGUUUCUGAUGUGGUUGAGAUCUACUAUGACAGCGACGAGGCCGUUCGGAGUGAUGUGGAGAUUCAAAAAUUUGUUAAGGAUAUUUCCCUCCAUGGCCUCCAAGAUAAGACUGAAAAGUUCCCAAAGGGUCUGUACAGUCGAGUGGAGCUAGUUGAGUACCUGACUGCUGUGAUAUUCACAGCUUCAGCACAGCAUGCUGCUGUCAACUUUGGACAGUUUGACUGGUAUGGCUGGAUCCCUAACAGUCCUUCCACCAUGCGCAAGCCACCUCCUCAAGACAAGGGCACAGUGAAUCUGAAAAUUAUCAUGGAAACUUUGCCUGACCGUGAUUGCUCCUCUUUGGUUCUUGGAACAGCUUGGAGCCUCACUCGGUUCCAGGAAAAUGAGCGGUUCUUGGGCUUUUAUCCAGAUAUGUACUUCACGGAGCAACCGGUGAAGCAAGCCAUUAAGACUUUCCGCAAGAAACUAGAUGAUCUGACUGACCAAAUCAAGAGCCGGAAUAAAACAUUAACAAUGGAUUAUUGUUAUUUGUCCCCAGAUAAAAUCCCCAACAGUGUUGCAGUUUAAGAACAUAUUUCUAGAAAUAUGUUGCCAGUCCUGACCGUAGCAUUUACAGCCAAUGGAUACUUGACAGAGACGAACAGCUGUACUUAUAAGGCACACAUAUUUUCAGAAAUUGUUUGAUUUAUGCUUCUUGUUGCUGGAAAUUAAGGGGUAUUAUCUGAGGUGGUGACUGUUAAUCCAGCUCAUGCCAAGAAAGCAGAACCAGUUAUCUGGCAUUGCUUUCAAAGAGCACAUACAACCGUUUUAUUGUUCUCUUACUUUUCUUUAUUCAUAUACAUUUGCAUAAUCAUAUCUAUACUAUGGUAUUCAUUGAAUGUGAUUAAAUGCACUUAAACCAAUUAUUCUUAAGUCAACAACUUGAUUUGCAUUGUCAGGUUACUGAUUUGGAUGUAAACAGGGAAACUGGUUAUUUCAAUAAGCUGAUUUUAGUGAGUUAUCAGUGUACUGGUGUGCAUGUAAACAUGCUCAUUGACACGUCUUUUGAUUCAUUUAUUCAUUUACAUAGUCAUAAUUACUCCUGACAUAUUGUUCGUGGUCUUUUGUAGGGUAUUGUUUUACUUUUAAUGAAACUUUUUACCUUCAGUUACAUUGAUAUCUUAC
Molecule: messenger RNA, 2556 nt
Organism: Labeo rohita (rohu)
Lineage: Eukaryota; Metazoa; Chordata; Actinopteri; Cypriniformes; Cyprinidae
Product: polyunsaturated fatty acid 5-lipoxygenase
Exons: 14
Coding region: 262-1959 (565 amino acids)
Biological process (GO): lipid oxidation; linoleic acid metabolic process
Cellular component (GO): nuclear envelope
Molecular function (GO): arachidonate 5-lipoxygenase activity; iron ion binding
Source: RefSeq, a predicted model, not a curated record